CAGCCGACUUCACAGGCCAACAGAACAGAGCAGAAUGAAACCUCGGUCUAAAAUCUACGUGACAGCCGAUGUCCCCCAAUCUUGUUUGGAUGUUCUGUUAAAAGUGGCAGAUAUUUCCAUUUGGGAGAGUUCGGACCCGGUUCCUAGGGGAGAACUGUUGAACGGAGUGCGAGGCGUGGAAGCCCUGCUCUGUACAAGCUCUGACAUUAUUGACAAGGAUGUAAUCGAAUGUGCUGGACCAAAUUUGUGUGUAAUAGCCACAAUGAGUGAAGACGUCAACCACAUUGACGAAGCCGAGUGUCAGAAGCGGAAAAUAAAAGUAGUGACCUUCCCAAAGAUGUCCAAAGACACUGUCGCUAACCUUACCCUAGCUCUUCUCAGUCAGACCAUGGGGGGUCUGGACCAGCCCACCUAUUCCAAGUACGUCCUUGGUGACAAGACAGUCGGCAUCGUGGGAUACGGCCAUGUGGGCCAGGCUGUGGCCGAGCGCUUCCAUGGGCUGGGCGCCGGGAAACUGCUCUACAGUGACCUCACCCAUACGGAGAAUCCCGAGGCUGUAGCCGAGUUUGUGAAUUUCGAACGACUUGUUACUGAAUCAGACAUUAUUUGUAUAUGUUGUAAAGACAUGACCAAUUCGACACACAUGUUUCAAAAGGACGUUUUCAGGAAAAUGAAGAAAGAUGCUAUCUUGUUAGACAGUUACUCUAAGGGUCACAUAAUAAACUACCCUGAUCUUUACAACGCCUUGAGAGAGAAUCGGAUUUAUGCUGCCGGACUCGACGUACGGGACGUUAAUCAAACACACCCGUUCAAGACGAAUUUGAAUGCACUGUACAAUUGUUACUUUUUUCCAUAUAGGGAGUGUAAUCACGUUUGGGACUUGCGCAGUGCCGCUUCUGCAUCAGUUGCGCGCAGCAUCGCUGCGACAUUGCGGGUAGAUAAUAGUUCCGAGGUAUGUGAGAGAUGAUAAAGAGUGAUUUACCACGUGGUCUGUGAUUCAUAUUUAGACUGUAAACUAUAGAGAAUUAAACAUGGUACAAUGAUUGCUUCUAAUAUUCGUUAUAGAAUUAUUGUUGCAUCAUAUGUGAAAAAUAAGAAUGUUAUAUGACAGCAUAUUGCUGUAAUCUCAUGUAAAUAGUUGUACAUAUUUUAUUAGAUCUUUAGUUUUUUGUUAAUUGAGUUUGAUGUCAUCUUCAUAAUAAAUAAAUCGGAUGUUUU
This is a messenger RNA of Saccostrea echinata, 1218 nucleotides long. RefSeq names its product glyoxylate reductase/hydroxypyruvate reductase-like. The record is from RefSeq and is a predicted model, not a curated record. The coding region runs from base 35 to 967 and encodes 310 amino acids. Gene Ontology annotation, cellular component: cytosol. NCBI's taxonomy places the organism in Eukaryota, Metazoa, Mollusca, Bivalvia, Ostreida, Ostreidae. The transcript has 2 exons. Gene Ontology annotation, molecular function: hydroxypyruvate reductase (NADH) activity; hydroxypyruvate reductase [NAD(P)H] activity; NAD binding.